Pistacia vera is the source of this 4661-nucleotide messenger RNA. RefSeq lists its product as uncharacterized. The record is from RefSeq and is a predicted model, not a curated record. NCBI's taxonomy places the organism in Eukaryota, Viridiplantae, Streptophyta, Magnoliopsida, Sapindales, Anacardiaceae. The transcript has 9 exons. Bases 139 to 4155 code for a protein of 1338 amino acids.
UUCAAGUUGAAUACUUUCUCUCCUUUGCUUAAAUUGGGAUAUCUCUUUACAAUGCUCUCUGUCCUACUCCUUUUCACACGGAUAAGGUUUACAAUAGGAAGGUGUUUAAGACACAGGAUGGCAAGGGUUUAAUAUAGCAUGGAUGGUCGUGAAGGUUGGAUGUUGCCAAACGGCUUUUCUCCUAAUGGUCUCCUGCCUGACAGAGCGGCCUCCGUGACUCAAGUGCUUGAUCAGGAGAGAUGGUCACGAGCUGAAGAGAGGACUGCAGAACUUAUUGCUUGCAUACAGCCAAACCAACCCUCUGAGGAUCGAAGAAAUGCUGUGGCAAGAUAUGUGAAAUGCCUAAUCAAGAAGUGCUUUCCGUGUGAGGUUUUCACCUUUGGAUCAGUACCUCUAAAGACUUAUCUACCUGAUGGAGACAUUGAUUUAACAGCAUUCAGUAACAUGCCAAAUUUGAAGGACAAUUGGGCAAAUAAAGUACAAGAAAUUUUAAAGAGUGAAGAGAACAAUGAGAAUGCUGAGUUCCGUGUGAAAGAUGUUCAGUGCAUAAACGCAGAGGUGAAAAUAAUAAAGUGCCUUGUAGAAGAUGUUGUAGUAGACAUCUCUGUUAACCAGCUUGGUGGUUUAUGUACACUUUGCUUCUUUGAGGAGGUGGAUAGCUUGAUAAACCAUAGUUAUCUAUUCAAGCGCAGCAUUAUAUUGAUUAAAGCUUGGUGUUACUAUGAGAGCCGUCUCUUGGGAUCUCAUCAUGGCCUUAUUUCGACUUAUGCGUUGGAGACCUUGGUUUUGUACAUAUUUCAUGUUUACAAUAAUUCAUUUGCUGGACCUCUCGAGGUUCUUUAUCGUUUUCUAGAGUUCUUCAGUAAUUUUGAUUGGCAUAACUUUUGUCUUAGUCUGCAGGGCCCAGUGCCAAUUAGUUCACACCCUAACAUGGCUGCGGAUCCUCCAAGAAAUGAUGGUGGAGAGUUAUCACUUAGCAAAUUGGUUUUCGCAUGUACAUCUGAGUAUGCUGUUUUGUCUCAAGGCCAAGCAAAUCCAGAGCAGCCCUUCAGUUUGAAACAUUUUAACAUCAUUGAUCCAUUGCGUGUUAACAACAAUCUUGGGCGCAGUGUCAGUAAAGGUAACUUCUUUAGGAUUCGUAGUGCUUUUUGUUUUGGGGCUCAACGACUGGCAAGGUUAAUUGAAUGUCCAAAAGAGAAUCUAAUUGCUGAACUGAACCAGUUUUUCAUGAACACAUGGAACAGGCAUGGGAAAGGCCAUCGCCCCGAUGCUCUGAGUGUUGAUAUGCAUGGUCUGCAAUCUGGUAACUUGAAUAAGAUUGAUAGGCCUGAUAGUUUCAGGUAUGGUUUAAGUAGCACCAGGGAUGAAGUGACAGAAAAAUCUACCUGUUAUACAUCUGAGAUGACAGGGAGUCGUUUUUCUCUCACACAACUUGGUGAUUCUUCCCAGCAUGGUAAACAUACCCUGACAUGGAUGUCUAGCACUGGUAAUGGAUCUGCUGUUUCUCAUACUGAGAACCGGAAAACUUGCACCAAUGCUACUAAUCCAGCAUCUUCCCAUCAGAAACAUCAUGAUUUGCAAAAUGUUAGUUCAAAUGAGAAUACACAAGUUGAUAGGAGUAGAAAUUCUAGAUCUGAUUUCUUGAGGAAAGAAGUACGUGUCAGAUAUCAGUUUGGGAGGACAUAUUCUAGUCCGGAACUCACAGAUAGAUCCAGUGACAUUUUAUUUAGAUUAAGGAGUGGUAGUGUAUUAGAAUCAGGCAAUGGAAGGAAUGCUCCAACAAAGUCAGAUAAUAGGAGACAGAACUUUUGUCCCGAAGGUUUGGACAACCAUAGUGCAAAAUUUCCAACUGAAGAUCACCCAAUUUCAAGUCAGAACUCGUCCCAUCAGCAUAUUGAUUCUGCUGUUGAUUUGCAUGGUGCUUCAAAUAGUUGCUAUGAUGGUUCUGGCAUGGGUUACAUGGGAAAACACAGCCACCCUGUUGCUGAGACAAUGCAGAUGUAUCAGGAAGAGCAAGAUUUUGUGAACAUGAUGGCAUCCAGGUUUAAUAUCAAUGGACAGGUUCAGAUGCAAGUUCCCAUAUCACCUACUGUAGUAUCUUCACUGGGAUAUGCUAAAAAGAAUCUGGUUGCGACCGUUCCCACAAAUAUUCCUGUUAUUAGGUCCCCUUGGAUUUCCAAGAUGCAUUAUUCUCAAGGUUUAUUUCCCUUGCCAGUAUCUCAAUAUCAUCAAGGUAUAGGAAUGACAUCAAAUAGAGAAGAAUUUACUAAACUAGUUGACAGUAAUUUGAUAUCAAAGGAGUUGAAUCAAGAAGACAGUGAUCUUGGUUUCCAGCAUGAGCAGAACGUUGAUUCUCUAAGAGAUUAUGACCACGGUAAUAGAAAUUUACAAGCUCGACAGCUGGAGGAUAGGCAACAAUUUUCUUUGGGGUGUAGUUCAUCUGAAGUUACAGAUAGUGGAGGUUUGAUUGGGGAAAUAUAUGUUGGCAGUUUCCCUUGCGAAAGGAUUUGGGAAACUGAUGUUAAGUCUGGUGCCAGUUCAAGAUUUGUAUCUUCCCAACCUAUUCCCUCGAGAAUCAAACCAUCUUCAGAGAAGUUCUGGGAUGGAUCUCCUUCUAGACCUUACAAGUCAACACGGGAUAAGCAUGGCAGGAAAUCAGUUUUUUCUACAGACCCUUCUACUAAGGAGGAGUUGGCUAGGAAUGGAGGGCAUAAUGAGGGUGAAUCAGUUGAUCCUGUUUCUUCUGAGUCAGAUGAGGCCACAAGAGAGCAGAUCCCACUUCCAACAGCAUGCACUGAUGUUGUGGAAAGCUCAGUUUCUGGAUCUGUUUUUUCUUCACAUGUUCAGACCCAUCAAGUACCUCGUUAUGAACCGGCAUUAGUGAAUGGAUCAAAUUCAGACCUUCCGGUUGCUUCAGUAUUUGUAGGUUCUCAAUCAGAGCAUAAUGAUGGCAAAAACCAAGGGGUAUUACCAUUUACACUUUUUCCAAUGUGGACAGGAGUCACAGGAAUUCGAUUGCCAACUAUGCUUCCAAUGUAUAAUCUCUCAACUGAGACAGGAAUCUCUAGUGCAUCAACGAACCAUUAUGAUGGGGAUGAAGAGUUUGAUAAUUGUCCAGAACAUCAAUCAGAUCACAGCUUAGAUUCAACUGAAAGCCAUGAUCAGUCAAAGCUUUACAAAACGUAUAAUUCUAUGAAGGAUGUUGCUUCUUUGGAGCCAUCUGAACAUCACGAGACUGACAUUUUAAAAAGUGAUUUUGUCAGCCACUGGCAGAACCUGCAAUAUGGGUGGUUUUGCCAGAAGGCUGAACUGCAUGGGCCUUUACAUCCUUCCCUCGGUAUGGUGCCACCAAUGUAUGCGCGGGAACAUUUCACAUGGGAUAAAACUGGAAUACCUCCUGCUGCAAAUAUUAACCUCCUCUCACAGCUUAUGGGUUAUAGUCCUAGCUUCACUCCGGUUUCCCCUAACCAGCCUAUAGAUGAUUAUGAGCACCAGGAUGAAAUACCCAGAUGUCGUAGCAGUACUGGAACUUAUCUGCCCAUUCAUAAGAGGUCUUUCCGUGGCCGGAAAUCUUCAAAUACCAGGAAUCACAAGAGGUAUCAUCGCUGUGAUCGGAAGGAUCAUGUUGGUGAGAGGGAAGGAAGCUGGAAUGCAAAUUCAAAGCCACAACUUCCUGCUCGUGGCCAGGGUUGUAACCAAGUUAAGAAGCCAAACAGGAGAAUGGAUAGGGCUACAGCAAGCAGUAACCGAUCUGAUAAGUCAUGGGAUUCAUUUGAGCAUGAUUGUCUUCCGUCAUACCAUUCUCACAGUGUUCCAUCAACUAUCUCAAACUCCAUAAAUCAUGGCUCUGCAACUGUGGCAUCUGGCAUGAAUUCCUUACCAUUUGUAAAUCCUAGUGGUCUUUCUACCUCUGGAACUGCUGUACCAUCCCUAGUUAAGCUCUAUCCAUAUGAUCAAAACAUGGAAGUUGGUUCUCUUGCCGAGCAGCUUGAGUUUGGCUCUCUUGGAGCAGUUCGUUCAGGUGCAGAUGAAGCAGCACAUGUUGUUGAGGGUUCAUCAAGGGUUGUUGAUGAGCAGCACAAAAGCCAUGACCAUUCUGGACUUUCUUCUUUGGAUCAGCUCUCCUUUUCUCAGCUUCAAAGAUCGGCUGACUGAAGAAAUUAUCAACUCAAGAGAUUCAAUUGGAGCAAGCAACUAUGCCGCCACCUGCCUAAGCCUAACCAUACCGAGCCACUGUAAACUUAACUACUCACUUUUAGCAAAAUCUUCAUCUCUGCUCCAGCCACUUGUACAUUCCUUUCAUGCAAUUCGACGAUAGCCACUUUGUGAACGGCCAAAUAUGUUUGUGGGAGGGAGAAGCCAUAUUUGUAGUACAUAAGAUAAGAGUGAUUGUGAUGUUGAAAAUUCAAAAGGAUUAUCGUGUUUCCAUUUCGCUCUACAGGGUUCAUUAAUUCACUAUUUACUGACUCAGAUGAAGAAUUAGUUAUAUUUUAGUUCAUUUUUCACUUUUAUGGUGCGUAGAAUCCACCAACUUUUCAUUAUAAAGAAAAAAGCGACUGUAAUUCUAAUCGCUGACUUGUACAGUCGUUUAAUACACACCAAAGCAUAUACAAAACAGCUAAAGCCUCCAUUUUAUAGGCAGGCCAUUCAUUGAUCCUAAU